Messenger RNA from Gavia stellata (red-throated loon), 885 nucleotides. RefSeq names its product basic proline-rich protein-like. NCBI's taxonomy places the organism in Eukaryota, Metazoa, Chordata, Aves, Gaviiformes, Gaviidae. The record is from RefSeq and is a predicted model, not a curated record.
AUGGCUUCUCCCAUGUCUGGAGACCAUCAAGGAGAGGCCAGCACAGCCAUUGUCUCCCUGGUAGCGCACAAGGAUGAAGUGGCUUCUUCAAUGCCUCAAAACCCUGCAGCAGACGCGGGCACACCCCACUUUGCCCCAGCAGCGGACAACGAAAGAGACCCAGUGGCUUCUCCCUUGGCUCGGGACCCUCGGCAACAGGUGGCUUCAGAGCACAGAGUACGUCCCCUAGUCAAGCACUGCCAUGGCAAGGGUAGGCCUGGCCCGGCUGUCCCAGUGAGCGUCACCCAGGCCAGGCCAGCAGCACUGCGCGCACAGGGGCUGGCCGUACCCUGGCCACCCCUCCCUGGGGAAAGCCCUCAGUGGCGAGGUAGGCAGGAGCUUCCCCAUCGCCCGCCCAGCCCCUUGCCUACAGCUCUCCUUCCCCCACAGGCAUGGCCGCCCUCCCGCACACCCCAGCUCGACAGUGAUGGCCCUCCUUCUUCAGGAGGACGCUCAGGGCUCUGCACACAGCUUUCCACUGUACCUGCAUCACGGGACAGCAAGAGGAACAGCGCCCCGCUGCCAGCACCAUGUGGCUCUCCGAAGAUGGCAGCUGGCCCUGAGCCUGCAAGCAUCCAGAAGGAGCGGCAAGGGGAGGCACACGAGGGAUGGGUGCAUGGACAGCGCCCCAGGCAUUCAGCUGCCCUGAGGACAUUCUACUGCCAGCCUCUGCUCGGCUGUGGAAGCUUUCUGAGGCCAAUAAAGAUGACAAUUUUCCCCCAGUGCUCGUCAGUGCCUGUUCCAUCUCAGGAGAAAGACAGCCUGGCCAUGCUCCGUGACCACUCUGCCCCUCCCACGGCUCACACCAACCCCACCACGGCCACCGGAGCAGGGCAGCACCAGUAG